AUGACUCUCCUGGAAGGGUCCAUUGGGGUGGAGGACCUUGUGCUCCUGGAACCCCUGGAGCAGGAGUCUCUGAUCAAGAACCUCCAGCUGCGCUAUGAGAACGGGGAGAUUUAUACCUACAUUGGGAACGUGUUGGUCUCAGUGAAUCCCUACCAACAGCUGCCCAUCUAUGGCCCAGAGUUCAUUGCCAGAUACAGGGACUAUACCUUCUACGAGCUGAAGCCCCAUGUCUAUGCACUGGCAAAUGAGGCGUACCUGUCACUGAGGGACCAGGACCAAGACCAGUGUAUCCUCAUCACGGGCGAGAGCGGAGCUGGCAAGACAGAGGCUAGUAAGCUAGUGAUGACUUACGUGGCGGCUGUCUGUGGGGAAGGGGAACGGGUGAACUCUGUGAAGGAACAGCUGCUUCAGUCAAAUCCAGUGCUGGAGGCUUUUGGCAAUGCCAAGACCAUUCGCAACAACAACUCCUCUCGAUUUGGAAAAUACAUGGAUGUUGAGUUUGACUUCAAGGGAUCCCCCCUUGGUGGCAUCAUCACAAACUAUCUGCUUGAGAAAUCCCGCGUGGUGAAGCACCUUGAAGGAGAAAGGAACUUCCACAUCUUCUAUCAGCUACUGGCUGGAGCAGAUCCAGAGCUGCUGAAGGCCCUGAAGCUUGAGCGGGACACAAAUGGCUAUGCCUACCUGAACCCGGGGGCAUCCAGGGUGGAUGGCAUGGACGACACUGCCAACUUCAAGGCCCUCCAGAGUGCGAUGGCUGUGAUUGGGUUCUCCAAGGAGGAGAUUCGGCAGGUGCUAGAGGUGGUGGCCCUGGUGUUGAAGCUGGGGAAUGUGGAACUGGCAGACGAGUUCCAGGCCAAUGGGGUACCAGCAAGUGGCAUCCGUGAUGGGAGAGGUAUUCAAGAGAUUGGGGAAAUGGUGGGUUUGAAUUCAGUGGAACUAGAGAGCGCUUUGUGCUCAAGGACCAUGGAAACGGCCAGAGAAAAAGUGGUCACUGCACUGAAUGUCGUCCAGGCUCAGUACGCUCGGGAUGCUCUGGCUAAGAACGUCUACAGCCGCCUUUUCACCUGGCUGGUGAAUCGAAUCAAUGAGAGUAUCCAGGUGGGCACUGGGGAGAAAAGGAAGGUCAUGGGGGUCCUGGAUAUCUAUGGCUUUGAAAUAUUAGAGGAUAAUAGCUUUGAGCAAUUUGUGAUCAACUACUGCAAUGAGAAGCUACAGCAGGUGUUCAUAGAGAUAACGCUGAAAGAGGAGCAAGAGGAAUAUAAGAGAGAGGGCAUACCGUGGGUGAAGGUGGACUACUUUGAUAAUGGCAUUAUCUGUAACCUCAUUGAGGAUAAUCAACGAGGCAUCCUGGCCAUGCUGGACGAGGAGUGCCUGCGGCCUGGGGUGGUCAGUGACUCCACCUUCCUAGCAAAGCUGAACCAGAUCUUCUCCAAGCAUGGCCACUAUGAGAGCAAAGUCACCCAGAAUGCCCAGCACCAGUAUGACCACAGCAUGGGCCUCAGCUGCUUCCGCAUCUGCCACUAUGCGGGCAAGGUGACCUACAACGUGAACAGCUUCAUCGACAAGAAUAACGACCUGCUCUUCCGGGACUUGUCCCAGGCCAUGUGGAAGGCCCAGCACCCCCUCCUUCGGUCCUUGUUUCCUGAGGGUGAUCCAAAGCAGGCGUCUCUCAAACGCCCCCCAACUGCUGGGGUCCAGUUCAAGGGUUCUGUGGCCAUUCUCAUGAAGAACCUGUAUUCCAAGAAACCCAACUACAUCAGGUGUAUAAAGCCCAAUGAGCAUCAGAAGCGAGGUGAGUUCUCCUCGGAGCUGGUGGCCGUCCAGUCUCGGUACCUGGGGCUGCUGGAGAAUGUGCGGGUGCGACGAGCAGGCUAUGCCUACCGCCAGGCCUACGGGUCCUUCCUGGAAAGGUACCGAUUGCUGAGCCGGAGCACUUGGCCUCGCUGGGACGGUGGAGACCGGGAGGGGGUCGAGAAGGUCCUGGGGGAGCUGAGUGUGUCCUCAGAGGAGCUGGCCUUUGGGAAGACAAAGAUCUUCAUCAGAAGCCCCAAGACUCUUUUCCACCUGGAAGAUCAGAGGCGCCUACGAAUCCAUCAGCUGGCCACACUCAUACAGAAGAUGUACCGAGGCUGGCGCUGCCGCGUCCACUACCAACUGAUGCGCAAGAGUCAGAUCCUCAUUUCUUCUUGGUUUCGGGGCAACAUGCAAAAGAAACGCUAUGGGAAGAUGAAGGCAUCAGCAUUGUUGAUCCAGGCUUUUGUGAGAGGUUGGAAGGCUCGCAAGAAUUAUCGGAAGUACUUCCGGUCAGGGGCUGCCCUCACCUUGUCAGAUUUCAUCUACAAGAGCAUGGCACAGAAAUUCCUCCUGGGGCUGAAGAACGAUUUGCCAUCUACCGAUGUCUUGGACAAAAGGUGGCCAGCUGCCCCUUACAAGUACUUCAACACAGCUAACCACGAGCUUCAGAAGCUCUUCUACCAAUGGAAGUGCAAGAAAUUCCGGGAUCAGCUGUCCCCGAAGCAGGUAGAGGUCCUAAGGGAGAAGCUCUGUGCCAGCGAACUGUUCAAGGGCAAGAAGGCUUCAUACCCCCAGAGUGUCCCUAUUCCAUUCCACGGUGACUACAUUGGGCUGCAAGGAAACCCCAAGCUACAGAAGCUGAAGGGCAGGGAGGAAGGGCCUGUUCUGGUGGCUGAGACUGUGAUGAAGGUCAACCGUGGCAAUGGCAAGACUUCCUCUCGAAUUCUCCUUCUGACCAAGGGGCAUGUGAUUAUCUCAGACACCAAGAAUUCCCAGGCCAAGAUUGUCAUCGCGCUAAACAGUGUGGCCGGGGUGUCAGUCACCAGCUUCAAGGAUGGGCUUUUUAGCUUGCAUCUGAGUGAGAUAUCGUCAGUGGGCUCCAAAGGGGACUUCCUGCUGGUCAGCGAGCAUGUGAUUGAACUGCUGACCAAGAUGUACCGGGCUGUGCUGGAUGCCACACAGAGGCAGCUUCCAGUCACUGUGACUGAGGAGUUCUCAGUGAGGUUCAAGGAGAGCAGCUUGGCUGUCAAGGUCAUCCAGGGCCCUGGGGGUGGUGGGAAUGGCAAGCUGAGCUGCAAGAAGAAGGGGAGUCGUUGCCUGGAGGUGACGGUACAGUGAGGAGGUGCAGCAGUUUCUUCUUCCUGGACCAGCACCGGCCCUACUCCCACCCACCCACCUUCGUGGGAGGCUCCCGUGCCUGAGCCCUCUGAUGGGAGGUGGGGCUCAGAGAGUGCAGAACCCUUGAAGAGGACCUUGCUUCUCCCAAGCCUUUCCAAUCCUCUCUCCAAACUUAGCUUCCUCCCGCCCUCA
This is a messenger RNA of Lagenorhynchus albirostris (white-beaked dolphin), 3324 nucleotides long. It is a transcript of the gene MYO1A, whose product is annotated as myosin IA. The record is from RefSeq and is a predicted model, not a curated record. Gene Ontology annotation, biological process: vesicle transport along actin filament; sensory perception of sound; actin filament organization. NCBI's taxonomy places the organism in Eukaryota, Metazoa, Chordata, Mammalia, Artiodactyla, Delphinidae. The coding region runs from base 1 to 3132 and encodes 1043 amino acids. Gene Ontology annotation, cellular component: cytoplasm; plasma membrane; myosin complex. Gene Ontology annotation, molecular function: microfilament motor activity; actin filament binding; ATP binding. The transcript has 27 exons.